CACACACACACACACACACACACACACACACACACACACACACACUUACCUCCUACUGGUAUUUUCUUCGCUCCUUUCUUUUCACAAGCAUAUCCUUCUUCUCCUUUCUCUAUUCUUCCAUGUGGAUAUACAUGCCUUCAUUCUUUCUCGAGUUUUAUGAUUGGAGCCAAAGCUUUCUGUAUACCAGAUGUGUUUCACCCUGUUGGGAGGGAGCCAUGUCUUGUUUUUUUCGCCAUGAAAAGAAUGGCUGUGUUUUAUUACAAAUACAUUUGUCUUUAAUAAAGGAAAGGGUUCUCUAAGAAACUGCCUUACUGUGAUAUUUAUCAAAGUGGUCCUUCAACUUUCCUACCUUGCAUUAACACAGUUGAUGGGGUGUACUUGAUAUAAGCCAUGUUGAUGUGCAGAGAAGCAGGGGCAAGUAGGUGCAAACCAGCACCUAAAGUUUAACGCUUUUUUUAUAGGUGCAAAGACUUUUCUCAUAUAUUAAUCCUUUUUUAAGAAACCAUCUGCUCAUCACACAGUUACAGUAUCAAAACACACACACACACACACACACACACACACACACACACGUACACACUAACUUGGCUCUGAGUUGUGUUUACUUCCCAAUGUAUGGGGUCGAAACUCGUCCCGCCCAACCACUGAAGACGGGGGACAACAUCUGUCCGCCAUCUUUGUCAGUGCUGCCAAGUAUUAUGAGAACGCACACAGCAGUAGUUCCGGAUGGCUCUCAAUGUGCCCGGCCUGGCGGUGAUGGCAGUGUUCUACCUUUUGAUCUUGGGCACGGGCAUCUGGGCGUCCCUGCGUUCCAAAAAGGAGGAGAAGAAUUUCAAGGGAGACGGCAUGGAGAUGACGCUAUUGGCCGGGCGUAACAUCAACUUGCUCGUCGGCAUCUUCACUCUUACAGCUACGUGGGUGGGUGGAGGCUUCAUCCUUGGUAUAGCUGAGGCAACAUACAACCCAACACUGGGCGCAGUGUGGGCCCUCAUGCCUGUGCCCUAUGUACUGACCUUCUUCUUAGGUGGCUUUUUCUUUGCCAAGCCCAUGAGAGAGAACAAGUAUGUGACAAUGAUGGACCCCUUCCAGCAGAAGUAUGGGAAUGUCCUGAGCGUUCUGCUAAUCUUUCCCGCACUAGUGGCUGAUGUCCUGUGGGUGGCACGCACACUCGUCAGCCUGGGGGGAACUAUGAGCGUGAUCCUGGAUCUGUCCUACGUCUACUCCAUCGUCAUCUCCUCAGUGGUGGCCAUAAUCUACACUCUGCUGGGGGGGCUCUACUCUGUGGCUUACACAGACGUUAUCCAGCUCAUCCUCAUCUUUUUCAGCCUGUGGGUGUGUGUUCCUUUCCUGUUGACCAACCCUCACUCUCUGGACAUCUCACUGACGGCCUACAACCAGACAUUCCAGGCUCCCUGGGUCGGAACGGUGAAGCUCGACGAGGCCGGAAAGUGGUUUGACGACUUCAUGCUGCUGGCUCUAGGGGGCUUGGCCUACCAGGCGUUCUACCAAAGAAUCCUGUCAGCCUCAUCUUACACCCAGGCUCAAGUGACCUGCUUUGCCUCCUCAGCCUUCUGCCUGGUGCUGGGUAUCCCCUCUGUGCUGGUGGGAGCUGUGGCUGCAUCUACAGACUGGAACUCAACCAGCUAUGGAUUGCCCACCCCAUAUGAGCGUAACCAGGCAGGCUCUAUCCUCCCUAUCGCCCUGCAGUACCUCACGCCCACCUACAUCUCUGUCAUCGGCAUUGGAGCUGUCGCUGCCGCUGUCAUGUCCUCCAUGGACUCAGCGCUUCUGUCCUCCGCCUCAUUGUUGUCCUCAAAUAUUUACAAGAACAUCCUCAGGAAGCAGGCUUCAGACCGUGAGAUGCAGUGGGUGAUCCGUAUCUCAGUGGUGGUGGUGGGUAUUGCUGGCACCUCGCUUACCUUCCUGGACAGCAGCGUCCUGGUCUUCUGGCUCGUGGGUGUGGACAUGUCCUACACAAUCAUGUUCCCUCAGCUAGUCUGCAUCCUCUUCUUCAAGGUUUCUAACGGUUAUGGCGCCAGCGUGGGCUACAUGAUUGGAAUAAUCAUGAGGCUCCUGAGUGGCGAGCCCCUCAUCGGCCUGCCACCCGCAAUCAAGUUCCCCGGCUGUCGGCUGGAUGCCGAAGGAAAGUUAACCCAGUACUUUCCCUUCCGCACCACCAUCAUGAUCAUGUCACUUGUGUCCAUUCUGCUGUUCUCCUGGUUGGCGUCCAUCAUUUUCAACAAGGACCUGCUUUCCGAGAAAUGGGAUUUGUUUAAGAUCAAACGCAAGCAGAAACCUGUGACCAUAGCCACAGACGACAAGAGGACCAACUCGGAUAACGAAGAGGCCUCCACGGCAAAGCAGCUUCUGGACACCACCAGCUUCUAAGGAGGCUCACAAAAAUGGAGGGAAGGUGGGCACUGGGUGGAGGCAGACAUGUUUGUUUGUCUGGCAAGCAAGAGUUCACAGAGGGAACAAUGGCAAAGACGGGACAUUGAGUACAGACUCUUUACAGUAUCACAGUGAAUUUGUGACGAUGACAUAUACAUCAGUGGAGUGUGUGCUGAGCUCUCUGGUUCCUUACCUAAUCCAUUGUCUCAUGGUCUUCUACACAGAAUGCAGUCAAAACAGACACCCUGGGUAGGUUACACUCGCACACGAGCUAUAACACAGAGCAAAGAUUAUAACAUAGAUAAAGGCCCAAAUAAAAUACCAGAUCAUCAUACAAUCCCUGUAAUAGAAGCAGUCCACAAAUUGAAACCAAAGGCAAAUUCAACCAUAAAACCAUUUAAAUGAAUUUCCAAAAACAAGAUUUUGAGUUAAAUAUUCACAAUGAUGCAACAUAUACCUCCCCAUUCAUUAGAUAUUCUUAAAUAAAGAUUGCACAACCACACUAAUUGAGACCAGCCUAACACCAAGAAGGGCUCCUUUUUGACCGUGGUGGACUUGCUUUAAGGUCACCCGCACAAGAAAUGGACUUCAUGACUAAGAAAUCAGUCCAGCACAAUCAUGAUAAAAUAGUUUACAGAGUAAAAAUCUGUUUGCAUCAGAUUUUUCUUUCGCAAGAGAGAGUGAGUUAGACUCAAGUCACGUCUUCUCAGAAAAAAAGGAAUUCAAGCCAUCCUCUCCAUCCUUUAUUAAAGGAAUCAUUGAUUAGCUUGACUCGGGUGUGGCUGGUAGGAGAAAUGUCUCGUGAUGACGCAAUCAUUGUUCUUGUGUACUUCUCUCUGUGUGAUCCUCUGCAAAUGAUUUGACAAGCAAGACAGGGCUCUCUUUCAAACCAGAACAAAGAAAUGCUCCUCAACGAACAAAGAAUGAAUCCAUACUUGUAUGCACUGUUCCAUGACGCGUCUGAGAAGGAUGUUUUCUUAUUUUCUCUACUGGAUCUUCUACCUUCAGCUGUACUACACAGCAACAGUAAUUAUUCUCAGCAUAUUGGUUAAAAUAAGACCAUUUUGACAUUGACAAUGUUACUCAUAUAAACAAAGUAGCAUUGCUUCGUAACUGUGAUUUUAUUUCAAAUGUAAAUGUACUGGUCCCUGAUCACCAAGCUAUGUUUUUAUCAUAAAUCUUUCCUUAGCAACAGCCCACUGUCCUGACAGUGCUUCUUGGAUUUCACAAAAAUGAAUCUGAAUAAAUGGAAGGAGAGAGUAAUCAGAGCAGAUUCAACUAUAUUAUAUAAAAACUAUAUUUCCAUGUACAUUUUUUGCAGUGAAACCUUUACCUCCAUCUUGCAAAUACUGUUCAGUAAACACAAACAUGUUAGAGACAGAUUUGUUUCUACCGUACUGUGACAACAUUUAAAACCACGGAUGACUUCUGCCCCGUCAAACUGCUCUGAGUUGGGUUGCAGUACAAUGGUGUUUGGCUUUAUUGUGGAAGCAACAAUAAAAAUCACAAAUGGUGACCAAAAGCUCACAGUCGGUUUGUUUGAUGGGUUAGGUUUGUUCCAACUCCACCUAUUACUAUUUAAUUUAACCCAUUUUAUUGUGAAAAAAACCCCCAGCAAGCCACACUCACUGUAAGCCCAUUCCCCUCAGCUGCGUUUUACUCUCAUGAUAGAAAACUGAAUGUGGAAAGUGAGUGUCAGACAUCUUCCUCCUUGUUUUUUUCUAACCGUCAGUCAGUAUGAGCCUUUCAGUUCAGUGUUUUUUUAAUUGUAUAGCUGCUGCUGUUGUUUUGUUGUUUUACUUGUAUGCAAAGCUGUAGUUUAAAGUGAGAUCAGUUUUUCCUCUGAAGCAGUUUCUAAUCAUUUGAAAUCAAGUUUCACAAGUUCAAAUUUUAACCCUCUUUUGAUGAUUGGACAUUUAUUAGAGAACUGACUAUUUAAUUCGUCAGUGUGGUUUUUAAUGUUAAAUGUUUUGUUGUCCUGAGCUUCGAUAGAAGUGAAAUUUCUACUAAUGAGUGACUGCCACAAAGCCGUCCUCUUAUCAUACUGUUACAUUUUGAAUAUCACUGGAAACUGGUUUCACUCCACUGUCAACACUUAUUUGCUGCACAUCGUAACAUGUUCAGUCACUGCUCAAAUACCUCAUGGAACGGUUGGCUUGUAUACAAACUUCAACCUAUGAUUCUGACGUCUACAGUAUCCUAAGCAUAUCAUAUGAAUGUAAUUUUUCAAAGAAUAAUGGCUGAGGACAAACUGUCUGAAAACAUGACGCAUGCAGAACACAACACAUGCAUCUUUUUAUACGUGUGAUUGUGAUUUCUACCUGUAUUAUAUUCUUGUACAGUCUGAUCAUGAUUUGUUUAUUUACACUUUUUAUCAAAGUUGAUUGCUAUGCAUUAAGUAGACGAGAAACAUAAAUGUAUUUUAUCUCGAGUAACCAACAUAAAGUUUUAACUUCAGUUCAAAGUAUUUUUACCUCCACCUGUCAUCUGUGUCAGCGCAAAUUCUAACAGGAAAAAACCUGUUGCAUGCCUGUGAGUCUAAGGAAGAAGUGAAUUAGAAUGAACACCCCUUAUAGGAUAAUGUGUCAAGACAUGAUUUGAUGGAGGAAAGUAAGCCGUCCACAAUAUAGUGAUAGAUGGCCACGCCUUAAUAGUGGAGCAUACGUAUGUUAUCUGAGCGUUUUAUUAAUCUUUGAGCAGAAUUGAUUGUUUUUCCCAUGUUAAGCUAGUCAAAGGACAUCUAUAAAAGUACUGGACAGUUCUGUUAGUUUUAUAAUAUGAGGUAAGUAGUGAGUUCUACAUUGUAUUUUCCCCUUAUAUGGAUUUGGUUUUAUACUUUUAUGCAUGUUGUUUGUCAUUAACAGUGUUGUUUGUAUACUGAACUUUUGUGAAGGCUGUUUCCUCUUGCCACUUGGUAAGGUCCUACUUUGUAAUCAAUGUCAAUCCCCAUGGGGUGAUGUUCUCUCGGAAUAAAAGCUGAAAUCAAGCGAC
Hippoglossus stenolepis (Pacific halibut) is the source of this 5382-nucleotide messenger RNA. Its product is annotated as high affinity choline transporter 1. Bases 727 to 2388 code for a protein of 553 amino acids. The transcript has 9 exons. Gene Ontology annotation, biological process: transmembrane transport; choline transport; acetylcholine biosynthetic process. The record is from RefSeq and is a predicted model, not a curated record. Lineage: Eukaryota; Metazoa; Chordata; Actinopteri; Pleuronectiformes; Pleuronectidae. Gene Ontology annotation, cellular component: plasma membrane. Gene Ontology annotation, molecular function: choline:sodium symporter activity.